Sycon ciliatum is the source of this 5857-nucleotide messenger RNA. RefSeq lists its product as uncharacterized. The coding region runs from base 373 to 4950 and encodes 1525 amino acids. The record is from RefSeq and is a predicted model, not a curated record. The transcript is spliced from 27 exons. Gene Ontology annotation, cellular component: plasma membrane. Gene Ontology annotation, biological process: negative regulation of programmed cell death. Lineage: Eukaryota; Metazoa; Porifera; Calcarea; Leucosolenida; Sycettidae.
GUACUUGUAGUUUACUUUGAGGCUUGGCUAGCGAGCUCAUUCUAUCACAAAAUUAAUGGCAAUGGUGUUGUACUUGUAAGGUGGACACAUCAUUAAUUUUUAUGGAAGAUGUUGAUACUCGAAUCCUAUUGAUAAUAGCAUUACUAUUAUUAUCGUCACCUCACACUUUACGUAAAAUUGAAUUCUCAAGUACUUCUACAUGACUAGUAAGAAUAGUGAAUCGUUCCCCGAGUGUCGGCGCUGUGCUACAGUAGUAUUUCCAUCUGAUACGACCGGAGCGGAGCCUCUCCAGUCUUGCCUCAAUGGUAGUUGAACUGACUCUGCUUUCGCCAACUGGUUUGUAAAAUAUUCUGAGAAGGUAGUUCGUCGACCAUGCACGCGUGGCCUGCUGGCCGGGCGAAAUGCCCGUGCUGUGCGAACGUGCUGGUGUUGCUGCUGAGCGCUAUUGCGAGCGGUAUCCGUGCUCAACAAUCCAAUGCUCAAGUUAUUCACCUGGCAUAUCCAUCACAGAUGGCGACAACACUUCUUCUCCCACCGGACAGCGUUUACACAGCCGUGGUCAACAUCUCCACUCUACCUGCAUGGAAAUCCUAUGCAGUGCAGGUACACACACAGAGCCGACCAGUGAUUAUCGGCUCUACAUCAACUGAUGAAAAGCAUGCCAACCACUCUUCAAUAGUGUUUGUCGCUGGAGACACCCCGUCCAUCUCUCUCAGGAACCCAGAUACCGAUGUAAGACCUCUGCUGGUAUAUAUCAGAGUCAAGAUCAACAAAGGGUAUGCUGCGGGUUAUUUCAACGGGAGACUGAUGAAUUCUGAUAUGACCCUGGCGCAGUACAAUGGUAAUCAAUAUAUCAGCUUUUUCAACACAACUGCCGCCAGGUCUUUCACCCUCUACACGUCCGUGUUGACCUCUCCGAGUCAAAUUAGCAUGAUGAAGAGCAUCUUCUCUGUCCAAUCACCUGAAAAUGAAGUGAGAGACAUAGUGCAGAGAGUACAAGGUAAUGAUCAACGUCUGGGAUAUCCGUACGACCCUGAUCUUCACUACGGCACCGUGUAUCAAGCCUGUGCCACUGGUACAGAUGUUGACAUUGCUGCAGACUAUACUGCUUGUUACACACCGCUAGUGCUGUAUCCAUGCAAGCUGGAUUCCACUGCUGAUGCUGCUAGUCGCUGUCGCGGUGUGCUGCCGUUCGGAGAGGUGACUUCCGUCAUUUUAGGGAAAGACUCAAAAGAUCAGGAAUACGUCUUCAAUGUUCCUCUUAGUUCUCUUAAAAGCACCGGCACUGGCACUGGUGAUGUUUGGCGCAAUAUGCUUGUAGAGGCCCACAGCCAGCAGUUGCCUGUAGAGUUUUCCUAUGUGGAGGUGUUGGUCGGAUAUAGCCCCACUCCUGUAGCAGUGGAUGGGCUUAGCACUGGCUUUGCAGUGGUUGCCCUGGACAACCAGACAGAGCAGAUCAUGGUAUCACUGGACCACACCAGUCAGGAUCGGUGGGAUGUGGAUAUUCCAGUGCAGCUGACGGCUAUUCCCUACUCACAAGACCUGGUUCCUGGUGAGGGAGACCGCUCACAGCAACCCUGGCCAUUCCUGAAUCGCAUCAGCGACACUUCUGUCAAGGUGAUGGCACCAUUUGUUUCCACUGCAAGUCCUGUUCAAACUCCAACAGAGUUCGACUACGAGUUCUUCCUGCUACCAAUCAUGCCGGCCUCAAGUUUAUCUGACGUUGCUACUGCACUUGGCAACAUGCAGACUGUUGAUAAGGUUCGCAAGUAUGGCAAGCCGGCUAACGAAGGCAAUGUGACACGUACAUCACACGCAGCAGUAGCGUCAGUAGCAGCGGCACCAGCAGCUUCUUAUCCGUUCGUGCAGUUUACCAAUUUACAAAUAGACUACGGAUAUGUGUUCAACGUGAUCGCAACCGACGUCACCACACAUGAGAGUGUGGCAUAUAUUCCAAUCACCUACUUCAAUUGCUUCUCUAAUGUCAGUCAUGAGCUGCAACAUAGUUAUCCAUGUAAAUAUCAGCUACCACUGAACAGGUCUGAGAUAGUCAGCCUUCACGAUGGCUAUGUGACCACAUUCCUGGUUGAGGGAGUGCCGGCGAACAAGGGUUUCACUGUGGUGCAGAGUCAUGCCCAGUUGCACCGACUCACUGCUGGCCUGGAUCUAUACACAGUGCAGCAUUCACUACAGCUGACAGGAGAUAGCGGUGAAACAGAGCCGCAGAAGAAUCAGCAGACUGGCAGUGCGGAGGCGAACCUGAUGACCACAAUGACAGCUAGGAGUACAGGCAUAGUGACUACAGCAACAGGCUCCUUUGACUACUUUGUCAAGCCAUACUCGAUCGUUGAUGCAGACACACUCAAUAUAGCUAUCAACUACCCACUCCAAGCUCCUAUACCUGGUGGCUGCUGCCCGCUGUGCAGCAAAACAGCCAAACUUCCCGGCGGUGUGUCCAUGGCUAACGCCACCAUAGGUGUUACAUUCGAUGACACAUCCACUACGAUUUCAUUCUACGAUGCGGCAAUGAUCGGUGGGACAGACGCAAAUACGGUCACCUGUGCGCACACACUGGUAUCGGAGGGAGCACACAUCGAGUACGCACUCUACAAAGUCUCGCUGUACGGCAACAACACUUCCAGCAGUAUGUUCACUACACUGAAACAGAUCUCCACUGCGUCGGGUCUACAGGCACAUGGCACUCUGGUUCAAACAUUCGGUGCCGAUAAGGAACUCUAUGAAGUCCGAGUACCGAUUGAGCACGGAAAGGGCCGAGUGUUCGGAGUGGUUGUUACGCUGAAUGACUCGACAGGCAGCGUCCUGGGCCAGUCAGCGUACAUACCUGUUGUGACGUAUGACUGCAGCUACGUGGCAGGGCAGACAACGAACGGACCAGCCGUCUGUAAAAGUAUUCUGCAGCCGAACACAGCUUACUUUGUGGAGGUCAGCCCAACCAAGAAUGCUUCCUUUGUACUCAAUGACUGGCAAGUGUCGGCUUCACAUUGGACAUUUGCUGUGAUCAACGUCCAUGCUCAGAAAUAUGCCGUCCGAGCGUCGCUGACCAUGCCGGCAACAUUGGACACCGGCUCGACCAGCACUAACAACGGUCUGCUGCCUAUUCUGAACCCUAAGGGGGGCAAUGAGGGCACAGACCUGUAUGUUAGUCAGCAUGUCACUGCUGAAUCAACACUUACAGGCGCCGGAGACAGUAGUACGACGUUGGAUUCUAGUGACGAGGAGACUGUGCGAGUUCAGGCUGUUCCUUAUGGACCAUCAGUGCCUAUCCCGGGUGGAUGCUGCAUGACAUGCAGUUUAGACGUUGAUCCAACACUACGCGUAUCCUACACAGGAUUUCGCAGUGAAAUUGAUUUUUACCCUGCUAAUAUCGGUUAUAGUGUUGAACAAGGCACACCUGGCUACUGCGAUAGCUCCUAUGGUCACUCACUAGUAUCAGCCCUUACCUACACCGUCUACAAGUAUGAACUAGACUAUGGGAAGUAUGACCGUGAUACUAUGAUGCAGGGCCUGGAUCGCAUGAGUACAGUGGCCAAUAUCACCAAACAUGCCACCAAGGUGGGAUCGGAGAACUUUGUCUUCCACAACAAUCACAAGCGCACAUUCCUGUCACGGCCAGGCCUCGGUGUUGUGUACAAUGUGUUGGUGGCAGAUCCACGUGACACAAGCAAAGUGGCAGCGUAUUCACCUUUCGUCACGUACAGCUGUGAUUUUGCGGACAAUAGCUGUUCGGAGCUGCACUCUCUGCCAAUCCGUAUUGGCUUGUCAGUUAUUGGUCUACUAGGACUGUUCAUCUGCUUUGCUGGGCAUCGCUUCUACCGCUUUGAGCUGUGCUUCAUGGGCGGAUUCCUACCACUCAUCAUCUCAUUUGUGCUACUCAACGUCUUCACCAGUUUGCAGGUUCCCUGGCUUGUUGUGUGUUCCCUUGUCAUUGCACUCUACUUUGGCGGAGUCCUGUGCUGUACAUGGUACCUCUGGGACUUCCCGCACUUCUUUCAUCUCAUCAUCGGUGUCAUUACUGGGUCAGUGGUUGCCUCCAUCCUGUUCUUCACCCCGUUUGGUGAUAUGCAAUGGUGGCACGAAUCACCCAUCAACUAUUGGGCAGCAUUUGUUGUGGCUACAUUCAUUGUGCCGGUCUUUUCUCUUCUUCUACCUCUCUAUCUCAAUCUUCUGGGCACAAGUUUGGUUGGGAGCUUCACGUUUGUGAUGGCCCUCACUCAGUUUGUGGACAGUAGCUUGUCAAUGAUGGUUGUGGAUAUCGUCCUGCACGCUACGCAGGCAUCAUCCAGCGCUAGCAAUAGCAUAUACAGUGGAUAUGUACUCUCCUCCACUGAUAUCUACCUCUCAGUAGUUGGUGGAGCGUUGUUCCUGAUUGGCUUUCUGGUUCAGCUAGUAUGGCACAAGAAAUCCGGCCGUCCAAACUUCCCACCGUGUCCCACUGCUAAAUCACGCCGUUCACUGGCAGCUGCAAGAUCACGGAAUGCACGUGGCAGGCACCAGGGUCGGGAAGAAGGCGGAUCGUUCCUGGACAGUCCCCCAAUGAGUCCACCUGCCAGUAAUAGCAGCAGCAGUGUGGGUGGUGGUAGCUCGCGCCGUCGCGCACACCACCCGGGGGGCAUCAGGGGCAGCAGUGGCAAUACACGCUACCAGAACUUACAGCCGGUCAGCUCCACCGACCGCGGUUGGACGGUACGAGGGCAGCAGAGACGGGGGCAGACGGCACGCAACACCCAUCGGGCUGCAGGUACCGGUGAACGGGCACCGUUGCUAAGCAACACCCUGACCAAUGACAUGCCCCCUCCAUACGGUAGUGUUCAGGCCAGGGAGGAUCAACCCCUGCCACCUGUCAUUGCUCUUGUACCGUCGCCUGAACAAAGCCUGAAUGCGAGCGGCGUCGCAGCCUCCAUUGAACACCCAUUGUCCACCGCCGAUUGAUGACAGCUAGCCCUCUAAGUGGCUGGCUCUUUUAUUUUAAUUAUUCCCAUGUGUUCUUCCUCUAAGUGUCCCGCUCUUGAUUUUCUUCACUGUGAUCACUGCAUCACCGUCAGCUUGCAAGUUGCCCACUCGGCGCAAGCGGCAGCAAUGGACUGGUUCCACCUUCACCGAUUCUCCUCUACCUCCUCACCCGCUACAGCUACAUGCGGCUACCGGGGAACAUCUUAAAAUUUACACUCUUGUCUUUUUGGAAUUCAAUGGAAACUUCAGUGAUAAUCUCUAAAGCAGCUGAAGCCCAUUCACUUGCUAUUUUAUUCAUUAAUUUUACCGUCACAUACACAUAAUUAUAUCUCCUGCCUGGAGCUGGAUUGACUAAUAUUAUUUUUUCUUGUUGUUUAUAUGCAGCCGUUGUUCGUUUCCGCAGACACCAAGUCCAAUUGGACAAUCACGGAUGGCUAGUGUUGCUCUAAGCGCUGUCCACUUUCUUACUCUGCUGUGUCCAUUUGUCCCGGAAUCCUUCGUCCGCAGAUUAUUCUAUCCUGGUGUUAUUUUUGGAUUCCGCUGCAUGCCUCUAACCCUUGACAGUUUCUGCUGCACAAUACUCGAAGUACAUUGUUUUAAUUUCGGAUGGCAGGUACGCAUCAUCGUGAUGCCGUGCAAACCCAUCAUUUGUCUUGAUCCUAUGUGCACUUGUAUCUACACUACAUGUAUGCCUCCUUCGAAUCUCUGCUCGUAGUCGCACGACUGUAAUCAUUGAUGUGGGAGCCUCUUGUUCAGUGGAUAAUAUUAUAACCGUAUUUUUUUACUCUUGUGCAGUAUGAUGAUAUCCAUGAUAGAAAUCUUGUACUACACAUUCAGAGGUCUUGUACCGCACAAAUCCCAUGGAAGUCUUUAUUUUGCCGAGUGA